AUGGCUGAAAAACGUAUUGAUGAGACGGGGUUCAAGAAGACUGUAAACCUUCUUCAAGGAUAUAUUAAAAAUGUUAAAGAAGAAGCAAGUGCCAUUGAGAAGAGUGGCAAAAAUCUCCAUAAUUAUGCUUCAAAAAUAGAAGAAUCUUUGAAGUUAUUGAUGAAAGAAAAAGAGGACAAAUUAACAAACAAAUUACAUCUUCACAAAUUUUUGAAAAAUGUUAAUUUAACGGGUGACGGAACAACUGUUUAUAUUAAAGGUUUUAGCAAUAUGAUGACUUUUGGAGCCGAAAAACCAUUAUCAAAAGAAAAUGGGAUGUAUUUUGAAGUUGAAUUUACAAACUUCAAGUGA
This is a messenger RNA of Meloidogyne enterolobii, 351 nucleotides long. The record is from the annotation of a GenBank genome assembly. NCBI's taxonomy places the organism in Eukaryota, Metazoa, Nematoda, Chromadorea, Rhabditida, Meloidogynidae.